Messenger RNA from Orbicella faveolata, 1161 nucleotides. RefSeq lists its product as uncharacterized. The record is from RefSeq and is a predicted model, not a curated record. NCBI's taxonomy places the organism in Eukaryota, Metazoa, Cnidaria, Anthozoa, Scleractinia, Merulinidae. Gene Ontology annotation, molecular function: protein binding. Gene Ontology annotation, cellular component: membrane.
AUGGUAGUUGUAUUCAUCAACACAAAUAUCCUGUCCAAGAUGAUAAAUACAACUACCAUGAUUCCCUGCAGGCGUGUCUCACAAAGGGAACUGGGAAUUGAGCUGAUAAAUCUCUGUUUACAAAAUGCAGCGCUGAAUUCUUCUGCAGACUUUUAUUGGGCUUUCAACCGUCAAAGCUCGGCUUUUAAAGGUGCAGCCAAAGUGGUUAGAAAUCCCCAGAUGGGCAAUGUUCUCAGUCUACUGCGAACAGGAGGGGGCUGGGCCAACCUAGGACAGUUCAGCAACCGUUGUCUCGAAGACUUUAACAACUGCCAGCAAGGAAUUUCAAUAUCUUUUUGGCUUCAGCUCAUCGACGGCCUUUACAUCGUGGCUAUCACAAAUGCAAACAACACCAUACUUUCAGUGCAAGUCAAGGACCACAGAAAUCUUCUUAUCCAGCUCACGGCCGGUUCCAGUCGUUGGCAAAUAAAACGAAGUUGUUUUCCUGUAGGUUGGUUUUUCCUGACGAUCACCUGGAACCACACAAAUAUAUUGUAUUACGAAAACGGCCAGCUCUUGUUCAAGUCUCCACCACCAGCCCAAGUGAACUAUUCCUCAUCUGAUGACUCAAGUCUGUUGUCUGUUGGUGGACUCAAGGGAAAGGGAGGGUUUUCCACUAUGAGGAUGAGCUCGCUCGCCUUGUGGACUCGAGUGCUUUCAAGAAAUGAAGUUAUGGACAGCUACUUGAAAAAAUUUUCAUCACCCAUUACAAGCCGCUGCCUCUCAAAUCCCUGUCCGUCAGACCAGUGGUGUGAGGAUGACAGCAGUGGCUCAAGCAACUUCACUUGCAAUGAGCCUGCAGGUUUCUACUGCAGUUUUGACAGCGGCUAUUGCCAGUGGCAAAAUGCGUCGAGCAAUAAUCAGCACUGGAUGAGAUUCAGCGAAUAUGGCUCGUUACGUCAUGACCACACAAAUAACUCGUGCGCAGGCUCCGGAAAAUUUCUUGGCUUUAUUUCUCAAGGUGUGGCCCCAGGAAGCAAGCUUAGCAGUGGCAUAAUCAGUCGACCAUUUCCAAGCCCGAGCGUCCCUGGACAUAAAGUCCUACUAUCUAUGUGGUACUACGUGGAGGGAUGGACGAGGAAUAAACUGUAUUUUGUUAUUCAGAGUUCUUCUUCGUGGUGA